AUGGGACUCAACUGCCACGUAAUGUCCAAACCAAGAAAAUUCCAGAAAAGCAUCGAAUGCGAGAUCCUCAUCAAUGAAGUGGAAAAACUGUCACAGAAAGGUGAAGUUACCAUCGAGCCGUCCUUCAGACAAGAAAUCGUCGCGGAAUCCAGCAAAACUAGAGGAAACUUUAACAGCACCAUCAUUGAGCCAAGACACAUGGAAGCAGCGAAACAACUUAAAGCAGACCCAUAUAUUACGAUAAGACGUGCAGACAAAGCUUCCACUUACGCCGUCAUCGACACCCCCGAGUACUUGCAGAAAAUGGAUGAAAUUCUAAGCGAUACUAGUAAAUUCAUGAAGAUCACCAAGGAUCCCACAGAAGUCCUGAAGACAAAACUCAACAGGAUAAUAAUGAAGAAUAACUCCACCAGCAAAACCGUCAAGUUUGAGAAGUAUACAGCAUGGGAUACUAUCCCAACGCCUACCUACAAGCUAGCCAAGAGAUUGUGUACUCUCCUAUCCCCAUACAUACCUACUACGUACUCACUACGAUCAGCAACAGAAUUCCUCGACAUCCUCAAGACCAGCGACAGCAGCGGCGUUAUCGCAUCGCUAGACGUCGAGUCAUUAUUCACAAACGUACCAGUUGAUCGUACCAUCGACCUAAUCAUUGAACGCGUCUACCACAACGACACCACCCCCGACCUCGACGUCCAAGAAUCCGUGCUGCGCGAGCUACUGGAAUGCUGCACUAAGGAAGCGCCAUUCACCUGUCCCCGAGGAAACAAAUACCGCCAGAUUGAUGGAGUCGCCAUGGGUUCACCACUCGGAGUAUUACUGGCCAACUUUUUUAUGGGGUGUAUAGAAGAAGUCUUCAAGAAAACACAAAAACCAGACAUAUACUGCAGAUACAUCGACGAUAUAUUCAUCAAAACGAAGAACCAAGCCGACACAGAAAUAAUAAGACAACGCCUUCAGCAAGUUUCUGGGCUCAGCUUCACUAUAGAAAACAACACCAACGGCACCAUGCCUUUCCUCGACAUCCUCGUGAAGCAAACGGACGAGUCCUUUAAUACAGAAGAAUAUGUCAAAGCAACGAACCCAGGACAUUGCUUAAACGGAAGAAGUGAAUGCCCACAAAGAUACAAGGACUCUACCAUCGGCGCCUACAUACGAAGAGCACUUACACACUGCAGUACCUGGCAGCAAGUACACCAAGAAAUAGAAAGAUCAACACAGGUACUAGUAAACAACGGCCUCAGACAAAAAGACAUAGAGAAACAAACCAAGAGAAUCUUCGAACGUUGGUACAGCAACAACAAUAACAACAACAACAACAGCGAAAAUAAAGACAUAGUCAUCUUCUAUCGAGCGUUCUACUCCACAGCACACCAAGAGGACGAGAGAAUAAUAACAAGAAUAAUCAAGAACAACGUAAGGCCAACGGAUCCUGAAAGAAUGUUAGCACAUAGUGUAGGGAACCAUUGUAACUGUAGAUCAGAACCUUCUAGAAGCAUAAGUGGAAAUUUCCUAUUCUGA
Messenger RNA from Scylla paramamosain (green mud crab), 1521 nucleotides. RefSeq lists its product as uncharacterized. The record is from RefSeq and is a predicted model, not a curated record. Lineage: Eukaryota; Metazoa; Arthropoda; Malacostraca; Decapoda; Portunidae. The transcript has 2 exons. The coding region runs from base 1 to 1521 and encodes 506 amino acids.